This is a messenger RNA of Trichomonas vaginalis G3, 705 nucleotides long. Its product is annotated as transcription-initiator DNA-binding domain ibd family. Lineage: Eukaryota; Parabasalia; Trichomonadida; Trichomonadidae. The transcript has a single exon. The record is from RefSeq and is a predicted model, not a curated record. The coding region runs from base 1 to 705 and encodes 234 amino acids.
AUGAUGGAUUAUUAUAGAUCUUCACCACGACGUUCUAUUGGUGUCUCACGUUCAGACAUUGACUUUCCGAUGAUUGACAAUCUCCCUGCUCACUGGGAUUUGCUUCAUCCUUCAGAUUUAGAUCAAUACGUACAACUUCGCACAAGUUUUUACGAUGAGAUCAAAAUGUCAAAGAAAGGCGAGCGCUUAGAGUCCUUUAUCAAACGCCUGAAACGCAUUCGUGAAUUCGUUGAACGCGGUGAUGGCGAUGAUUGGAAGCGAGGUUUAGUAUGCGGAAUCAUUUUCUUAUCUAAUGGAAUUGCUAUUCACAUUCAGCAAUUCCGCUUGCUUCUAGGAAAGUGCAAAUCCUCUAUUAAUGGCUCUCUCCAGCAAAUUGGAUUUAUUGCUCACCCUCAAGGUGGCCCAAUCGAAGAGGAGUUGUGUGAUAAGGUUCCAAUCUUCCGCAAAGAGCACAGUGAGGUUAAAAAGUGGACAGUAAGAGAUUGCAACGCAGAAGUCAAUCCUCUCAACGAGAAUACCAACAAAACCGCGGUUACUCAUCCAGAACCAACAGUACAAGCUGUGAUUAACCAAAAUGCUAUGCCUGCACAGAAGGAAGAGAAGAUCCUCUCUUGGGAUGCCUCAUUCUUCCCAAUUCCAAUUAAGUUCAGGUACAAAUACAAUGCACUGUUCAGGAACAACCUUGUUGCACCAACAACAGUGUAA